CUUCCAACGUGAGUAAAGAGUUUCAAUACAACCUCUCCUUUCAACCCCCUCCCCUUCGACAUCGUCGUAGGGCCGUAAAAUGCCAACAUGCCCAACUCUUGCCUCCCAGCCCUCGGGCACGCCCUGCUGCUUGCGACCGUCAACGACCUAGACGAGCUACCGCACGCUCUUGGACCCGUCAUCGCCAAUGCUGCGAAAGCGACCAAGGAACGACUCGUUAUCGUGCUGUUCUCCAGACUGUUCAAUACGGGGAAGAGGGCGCGGAGUCGCUCGCCAGCUGCGCGAAGGUCGGAGAGCAGGGGACGGACAGAUAGUGUCGAUACGGUGCUUUCGAGGGCGGGGAUGUGGGACGAUGUGCAGAGGCUGUUGACGUAUGUGUACGUGCAGGCGACGAAGGUUGCGCAGGAUAUGGACAAGGUGUUGCUGGACGUCGAUGUUCUGCUCAGGGGCUUUGAUGAGGACCUGCCCAGCGAGCUGGCGGAGGGAAUGGAUGUGGUCUUUCGAGUUGAGGGUGAUAGCCUCCCGGUUCCUCUACCCGAAUCAAUAGGUUUAUUACACACGGCCUGGGGUAUUCCUGGUGAUAAAUCAGGUACAAACACACCAAGUCCGCCACCGUCUUCACCUAUUGCUCAGCAACGUGGACCGUCCACAUUUCCCGUUGUCGCGGUUGGAGGGACAUUCGACCAUCUCCAUGCGGGUCACAAGAUUUUGUUGAGUAUGACGGCUUGGAUCGCUGAGAAGAAGAUCAUUGUUGGAGUCACGGAUGAUGCUCUACUCACGAAGAAGACCAACAGGGAUGUCAUGGAAGAUUUGACUGUUCGGACGCGUCGUGUUCAUGAUUUCGUGGCUCGUUUUAAGCCUGGCCUGACAUACGACGUUGUUUCCAUAAAUGACGUCUAUGGGCCCACAGGAUGGGAUCCAGAUAUUCAGGCUCUGGUCGUCAGUCGAGAGACCGUCUCUGGCGCAGAUUCUAUUGCGAAACACAGGGCUGCGAGAAAUCUACCACCUCUACGUACCUUUGUUAUCGACGUGAUUUCGCACAACGAUGCAAGUCUGGAUGCUGAGGAUAUUGAGAUGCUGAAGGCGACGAAGAUGAGCAGUACAUUUAUCAGGGAGUGGAUCGUCAAGCAGAAGAAAGCUGGACUGUUGUAGGAUAUUGCGUCAUCUCUAUGUAUGUUGUGCUGCUAUGCCCUUGUCUUCGCUCCCUCAGAGCAGCUAUGUAUAACGUUCUAUUGUGGACUCU
Molecule: messenger RNA, 1243 nt
Organism: Stereum hirsutum FP-91666 SS1
Lineage: Eukaryota; Fungi; Basidiomycota; Agaricomycetes; Russulales; Stereaceae
Product: Nucleotidylyl transferase
Exons: 4
Coding region: 88-1152 (354 amino acids)
Biological process (GO): coenzyme A biosynthetic process
Molecular function (GO): dephospho-CoA kinase activity
Source: RefSeq, a predicted model, not a curated record